AUGGUCGUCUACUACGAGAUCGCUGGCCGCAAGAUCGGCUCCCACGUCCUCGCCAUGGGCGUCCUCGGCACGCUCUUCGGCGGUAUCUUCGCGGCCACCGGCGGCAGCAAGAAGGUCGCCAAUGUCACCCCUCCGAUCAACGCCGCCAGCAAGGACGAGGAGAACUUCAUCCAGUAUGCCUCCAUAGUGCUCACGCUCCGGCCCCUCGCCAAUGUCCUCUUCGCUCGGAGUUUCUGA
Diplodia corticola is the source of this 237-nucleotide messenger RNA. RefSeq names its product atp synthase subunit k-like protein. Gene Ontology annotation, biological process: proton motive force-driven ATP synthesis. The record is from RefSeq and is a predicted model, not a curated record. NCBI's taxonomy places the organism in Eukaryota, Fungi, Ascomycota, Dothideomycetes, Botryosphaeriales, Botryosphaeriaceae. Bases 1 to 237 code for a protein of 78 amino acids. The transcript is spliced from 3 exons.